GGAAUAUGUACAAGGCUGCAACAUUAUCUAAACAUGAGCAAACAUACCUUCAAAACAAUACUGUAUGAAAAGUCUCCCGAUGGCAAGAUCGCCUUCAUAACCUUGAACCCCCCAGAUCGAUUCAACGCGAUCAACAGGGAUCUCCCGAGGGAUCUCCGAGACGCCGUCAAAUUAGCCAACACGGACCAAGCAGUACACUGCAUCGUACUCAAGGGAAAUGGGCCCGGCUUCUGCGGCGGCUACGAUCUUGACAUCUAUGCCCAGAACGCGGUUCGGGGGGAGACGCAAGGAUCGUAGGAUCUCUCUAAAGGAUACGACCCGUUGGUUGAUUACGCGAUGAUGAAGAAGAACACCGACUGUUUCUCGGAGCUCUUUCAUAGUCAUAAACCGACAAUUGCACAGGUGCAUGGUGCUGCUGUCGCAGGUGGGAGUGAUAUCGCGUUGUGCUGUGAUCUGGUUAUCAUGGCGAACAAUGCGCGUAAAGGCUAUCCUCCCAGUCGGGUCUGGGGCUGUCCAACCGCGGCUAUGUGGGCGUAUCGCAUUGGGAUCGAGAAAGCGAAACGGAUGCUAUUCACUGGUGAUCUGAUUAGUGGGGAAGAAGCAGCAGGAAUGGGACUCGUGUUGAAAGCCGUGCCGGAAGAGGAGUUGGACGAAACGGUGAGGUUACUGGCGGACCGCAUUGUAUCGGUCCCGCAAAACCAACUAUGGAUGCAAAAGCAGGUUAUUAAUGGUCUGAUUGAGGGGCCACUGGAGAGAAGCCAGAAACUGGCUAUCAUAUUUGACGGGAUUACGCGCAACUCUCCUGAAGGUGUUGCUUUCCAGGAGCUGAGCAAAAAUCGAGGGUUCAAGCGGCGACACAGGAGCGGGACACUCCUGGGAGAUCAGAGAAAUAUCGAAGGGUGUGGUAGAGUGUGUUAUAGAUACCGAUACUGACACUAGGAAAUGAUGCUUCUCAC
Molecule: messenger RNA, 956 nt
Organism: Aspergillus alliaceus
Lineage: Eukaryota; Fungi; Ascomycota; Eurotiomycetes; Eurotiales; Aspergillaceae
Product: ClpP/crotonase-like domain-containing protein
Exons: 1
Coding region: 337-933 (198 amino acids)
Biological process (GO): fatty acid beta-oxidation
Cellular component (GO): mitochondrion
Molecular function (GO): enoyl-CoA hydratase activity
Source: RefSeq, a predicted model, not a curated record